This is a messenger RNA of Prunus avium (sweet cherry), 1185 nucleotides long. NCBI's taxonomy places the organism in Eukaryota, Viridiplantae, Streptophyta, Magnoliopsida, Rosales, Rosaceae. The record is from RefSeq and is a predicted model, not a curated record.
AUGGUUCUCACUGCACAUUUCCUAGAUGGUGAUUGGAUGUUGCAUAAGCGUGUGUUGAAUUUCUGCGUAAUUCAAAAUCACAAGGGUAGGACAAUUGGCAGACUUAUUGAGAAGUGUUUGAUUGAUUGGGGUAUAGAGAGGGUACUCACAAUUACCCUAGAUAAUGCAUCUGCAAAUGAUAAAGCUGUAUCUUAUUUGCAAAGUAGGAUGAAGGAUUGGUCGAAUGGAGAUGGUGUCCACUUACAUAUGAGAUGUUAUGCUCAUAUUGUAAACCUCAUUGUAACCGAUGGUUUGAAAGAGUUACAUAAUUUUGUUAAGAGUAUUCAUGAUGCUGCCAUGUGGAAUUCCACCUACAUGAUGCUAGAAGCUGCUUUGAAAUUUAAAAAGGCUUUUUCUAGGUUGGAAGAUGAGGAUGGACAUUUUAAAAGCUACUUUGGUAGAGGGAUUAUGCCACCAGUUGAGGAGGAUUGGGCAAAUGUUGUUGUCUUUGUCAAGUUUUUAAAAUGUUUUUAUGACUUUACUUUGAGGUGUAGUGCCACUUUGCAUGCCACAGCCCAUACUAUUUUUCAUGACUUAUUUGCAAUUGAUUGUGAAUUGGCAAAAAUGAGUGUAGUAGGCAAUCCUCUUCUAUCUAACAUGGCUCAAAAUAUGAAAUUGAAAUAUGACAAGUAUUGGGGAUCACUUGAUAGUGUGAACCAAUUCUUGCUGAUAGUUGUUGUUCUUGAUCCUAGGUAUAAAUUGGACAAUUUAUCAAUGCAUAUUGCUGAUUUGUAUGUGGAAAAUGAUGCUUAUGUUGCCGAGAAGACAGUUGGUGUGAAAGAUUUUUUGUUUAAACUUUAUGGGCUGUACGAGGCAGGUUUCGUUAGUAAUCCAACUCAAAGUUGUAGUAGUUCUACUACAUCCUCAAGUAUUGGCAGCAGCAUAGUUACUGAUAGUUCUAACUCCUCAAGCUUUGGAGGUGAUAGGAAAAAGGCUAUGAAUGAAAAGUGGAAAAGGAGACAAGAAGAUAAAGAUGCAGUGGUUUUAUCUCAUGAGAUAGAUAGAUAUUUGCCGGAUGCUGCAAAACAAGAUAUUAAACACUUUGAUAUUUUAAAUUGGUGGAGGGUGAAUGCUUCUAAAUAUCCAGAUUUAGCGGCCAUUGCAAGAGAUGUGCUUGCAAUUCCAGUCUCUACAGUUGCCUCAUAA